This is a messenger RNA of Arthroderma uncinatum, 4335 nucleotides long. Its product is annotated as Tetratricopeptide-like helical. The coding region runs from base 1 to 4335 and encodes 1444 amino acids. NCBI's taxonomy places the organism in Eukaryota, Fungi, Ascomycota, Eurotiomycetes, Onygenales, Arthrodermataceae. The transcript has a single exon. Gene Ontology annotation, molecular function: protein binding. The record is from RefSeq and is a predicted model, not a curated record.
AUGUGUAUAUCUGCCAUGGCUGUGACUGCGACUGCGACUACGACUGCGAGUGAGCCGUCGCUCUGGCAGAGUGCCUGCGAGGAGUAUGCCGCGGCCACUGGAAUUACGCUGACGGACGAGCGUUUCCCCAGAGUCCAAGGGCCGCAGGACCUCGCUCGCCAGCUGGAAUGCGAAGAGAGCAGGUUUGAAGACUUCCGGAUGAAGAGACGGCCGCUGUUCCAUGCCAUGCAGCUGGUCCUGGCCCCCUUUGAGACCUGGGGCAGCCUCGUCGCCGGCGUGGCCGCUGCUGCUUUCCCGCCAGCGUCCUCGAUCAUGGGCGCGAUGCUGCUUCUCGUGCGGGCAGCAAACAGGGUCAGCGAUGCUUUCAAUGGCAUCGUCGACCUAUUCCAUAAGCUGGGCAACUUCUCCCUCCGCCUGGACUCGUACAAGGGCGUCCCUCUGAGCGAAGGGAUGAAGACGAUCAUCGUGAAGGUGCUGGUGAACUUCCUCCGGGUCUGCGCAGCCUCGCAGAAGCUGCUGGGCCAGGGUUCGCUCAAGGCGAGACUCUCAAAGUGGGCAAAGAAUAUCCUCGUUGAUGACACGUCGGUCAGCUCCCUGCUGGGCGAGCUGGAAGAGCUGACCGGCCAGGAGCAUCUGAUGGUGGCUGCUCACGGCCUCAGUCUCACCCAUCAGGCCCUGAGAAACACGGAGGAACUGCUCGCCAGAGACGGCCACAGAACCGACCGCGAGAGGCUGGAGAGGGUCAAGGCAGCGUUGGAUCCGGUUUCUGCGUCAGGCCAGGUCUUCUCGUCCAUCACCCAGAAUCGUAUACCUGGUUCCGGCCGCUGGGUCGAGGAAAGGCUGCGGUCCUGGUGGCAGGAUUCCCAGCCGCUUCUCUGGAUUCACGGCGGCCCCGGGGUAGGCAAAUCCCAUCUGGCAUCGAAGAUCAUCAACGACCUGGCAGACGAAAAGACGACGGCCGUUGCCUCGUUCUUCUUCAAGAACAACGAUGUCGACCUACGCUCCCUCAACAAGGCAUUGCGAACCCUGGCAUGGCAGCUGGCCACGCAGCAAACGAGCUUUGCGGUGCAUUCAGAGGAGUUUUGCAUGAAAGAAGAUCUAGGGGAUAGCUACGUUGUUUGGGAGAAGCUCGUCCUAAACUACUUUACAGAUGGCCGUCCCUCGGGCACUGCGGCGUGUCUGGUCAUCGAUGGCAUUGAUGAGGCCCAGACGGAGGAACAAGAAGUGCUUUUCAGCCUACUGGAAAACGCCUUUUCAGCCGAAGGGGGUACGGACAGAGGCUUUCCUCUACGGAUCGUACUGCUCAGCAGGGACUCGGUGCGUGGCAUGCUAGACGAGCAUUCCUUGGGCUGGAUUCCUGAGAUUGAAGUCGGUAACAGCCAGAACGAGGAAGACCUCCACCAAUAUAUUUCUCAGAAACUGCAAAAGACCAAAUUGUUCGGCGGGUCUCCUGGAUUCCGGGAGGAAAUGGUAAACGGGAUCAGUCGGGGCGCGGAAGGGCUAUGGGAGUGGGCCAACCUUGUCAUCAAAUCUGUCCUGCGCUGUCGAACCAAAGAGCAGAUCCGAAAGGUGGUCAGGACACUGCCGAGAGGAAUCAGCGCGAUGCUGACUGAAGAGUUGCAGCGUCUGGGCAAGGAGCUCUUGCGACUGGAAGAGUUGUCCGGAGACGAGGCAUCAGACGGUGCUGGACCGGCUACACAGAUUGAGCCGCUCAAUGUCCUGCUUUCCUUUGUCACUCUGGCCCCAAAGCCGCUCACCGUCCGUCGGCUUGACAUCAUUCUCGAGCUCAUCCUGAAGGAGGAGUUUCUGAACCUCGAAGAUGACAUUCGCACGAUCUACUCUUCUCUGUUUUCCAUCAGGGACAACGACGACCCAGACGACUUUGAGGAAAACGGCAACAUUGUGACACUCCGACAUAGCUCUUUUUACGAGUUUUUCAAGACACCGGGGGGCUCUGGGCCUAUCCAUGUCGAUGUCGAUCGUACGCAAGCAGAGUUUGUCUAUGUUUGUCUCUACGCCCUCAAACACAACUACACACCAUAUCUCGAUAGAUACAUGGAAGGCCUUGGGGCAUAUGCUGAUAACUUCCUGCCGUCACACCUCAGCAACGUGGACCCUGAAAAGGUAGGAAAACUACGAGGAGAUAUAUCGCCUUUGCUUGUGAGCCUGUUUAGCCCGGCAGAGCCAGGCCGUGAACAUCGAUUCAUCCAAGAAAUGCAAGUUAAGGGGUUUGACUCGUAUACAUUCUACCCAACGUGCGAGUUGACUGAGCUUGGCUCCUACUGGCUGGACGCCAAAGAUCCAGAUACCGCAAAUAAAAGGGCAGAGAUUGCGCUCAGUUGGCUUCUGCCAAAUUCAAGACAGAUGUUUGUGGACCAUGCCCGAUCUUCAGCGCUGAUGAGUGAUGCAUGCUCUUUCACGAUUCUCUUAUCGCUCCUGGUAGAGUCCUGGAGCCAACGCUGGCUAGAACCAGGUGAAAUCAAGGACGACGAUGGAUUGCCUGCCAUUGCCCCCGCAAUUUUAACAGUAUACAAUGAGAUGAUGGCAACAGGGGCGAAGCAAUCCGAUAUAGUAACCAGGGUAUCGCAAGUGAUGUGUGAUUACAGAACACCCUCCAGGGUCUUGAUUCCAGCCGAGUCGCAGAGGCUUCAGCAAACGCCUAUGUGGCAUGCUCGAGUCGCUCAGGCGUUACUCCUGCGUCAUUGUUAUGAAAAGGCCCUCGAUCAUUUCCAAAUCGCACUCGACGGAAACCAACAGACGCCGACAUUCAGCACGCAAUCCUUGUCUCUAAUACAUGGAGACAUGGCCCGUACAUGCACCGGGAUCGCGAGGCACAAAGAGGCAUUAAAGCAUCUGGAAUUAUCCGAGUCCCUUCGCAGUUCUCUGCAGGAGAAUGCUCAUCACGUCUCCAGGGAUAUUAUCAGUCACUUGCUAUACAAGGCGCAGAUGAAACACUCCGCGAAAUUGAUAGAUGAUGCGAUUGCAACUGCAGUGGACGCUUGGGAGCUGCUAUUAAGGAUGAGAGCCGAGGACCGUGACACUGAGCUGUUUUCAUUCUUCUUGAUCUUCUUGGAACUAAACCAGCCUCAUCGUCUGCGGCCCGUACUUGACCUUGUCUUCUCUUGUCCCGAGGAGGGUAUCGACAGUACACUCAGGCCGCUCGAUUUCGAUCGCUUCUUCCUCAACUUUUUUGUUGCUGGGCCUCGUGUAAUGUACAGGGUCCUUCACCACACUCUAUCGCACGAAGAUCAGCGCCAACUUGACGCUACCGCAACUAUCCUGAAGAAGGUCGAUACCGAAUUUGAGAAUCUUGCAACUGUCAAGUAUCUCUUAUCAACGGUAUUGUUUGAAAAAGGCCGGACAGCUUUAGGGAUACAGGGCUGGUAUGAGAUUGCAUCUCUCUCCAAAGCAUCUUCCGAUGUGUGGGAUAGGUCUGCUCGCAUUCUGUCAAUUGGUCGCCUGGUUGACCUGUGUCUGAAUGAUACCAACAUUCCUCUCCAUGUGAUGUCACCUUUGGUCUUGGAUGAAAAUGCUGAGCUCGGCGAUAUCUGUCUAAUCCUCUCGAGUUGGCUGCGAGACCGUGGGGAUAUUGCAAACUCUAGAGAUGCUCUCCGCUGGUGCGUGAAAGAGUGCAUCUCGCUGUUAUCAGAUGACGAUCCUUCAAACGACAUCGAUGCCUUCAUGAGACUUUUUCGAACAUUUUUGGCCGAUAGAGAUAGCGAUGAAGACCUUGGAGCAGUCUUAUAUCUAAUCAAACAAGAUACGGAACUGGGGAGGAGGCCUCCCAAGGACAGAACGGUUGCUACAACAACCCUGGACGAUACGGACCUCUCUGGGACGCUCAACCACCUACAAUUAAAAAGUGACCAGGAUCAGACUCUGGAUGAUGACAUGGAAGAUGACAUGGAUGAUGCCAUGUUUCUAGCUACUACGUGUAGUCCACUAACCGAGUGCAUGAGCUGCAAGCAGGAAAUUGGAUCUGGCCACCAUUGGUACUUCUGUCGGUCUUGCCCAUUCUCAACACUAUGCUGGCAAUGCUACCGCCAGUUUGAGUCUGAUGAGGCAUCCAAACUCGUACGUAUCUGCAAGCCUGGGCACAAAUUCUACUAUACUGGCCCGCUUCUGCGACCAUCUGAGUGUGUACUUGAAGGCAUGGUGCCCUUGGUUUCUCCUGAUGGCGAGAAACGGAUCGUCUGGGUGGAGGAAUGGAAGGAUAGGCUGGCAGUGAAAUGGGAGACUGCGGAUUUUGUGCUGGAAGGUGGCCUGUCAGCUUGGUGUAUGCGUGUUCUUCCAGAGCCACAGCGAUCUCGGUGGGCCACAUUCUUCCAGAUAUAA